This is a messenger RNA of Leucoraja erinaceus (little skate), 2661 nucleotides long. RefSeq names its product guanylate cyclase activator 1A (gene guca1aa). The transcript is spliced from 4 exons. The record is from RefSeq and is a predicted model, not a curated record. Lineage: Eukaryota; Metazoa; Chordata; Chondrichthyes; Rajiformes; Rajidae. Bases 827 to 1393 code for a protein of 188 amino acids. Gene Ontology annotation, molecular function: calcium sensitive guanylate cyclase activator activity; calcium ion binding.
GAUGGAUCAGUCAUGAUUGAAUGGCAGAGUAGACUUGAUGGGCCAAAUGGCCUAACUCUGUUUUUAGAAAUUAUGAAUGUAUGAAAAUGCAUUAGCAAGAUGCACUGUUAUAAAAAGUAAAUUGUAACGAAAAAGCAUAAAUAGCUGUUCCGUUGCUUAUCCAACUUGAAUUACCUUUAAUGUUUCGUGAUUGAAUGGCAAUGUUUCUAGAACAAAGCAUCUGGCAUCCUAACAGUUGACCUACCCAAUAAAUCUUGUUAAUGUUCAGAGCAGGUUGGUCGCCCACCCAAAACAGAUCUGCUUACCUCAAUCAUUGGAUUACAAUAGCUGCAAUUGCAGCUCUUCCAUUUCCAAGUGUACCAAAAAAAAGGAGGUCACAUACCCAUUGAACCCAGGGGUCAUGAAACUCACUGUGGAAUAAGGUCACUAUGGAAUAAAUAUUUUAGGUAGGAUGUGAUGGUGAUCUAAACUUAUCACACUUUUAAAUUAAAAUGAAUGAAAGGGAUAAAGAAGGAAUGAUGAAGAGAAGGAGAAUGUGUAGAAGUCAGUAUGAGCUGUUGGGUAAGUGAUGCAUAUUAGUGAUCAUUGCAGUUUGCUCUGGAAUAACUGUUCCUUGGUAACAAUACAGGCUUUCAGUUAGGCAGUAUCUUUCUUUAAAUAUCCUGAGAUCUUAAACCCAUAUCAGGAGGAAUUAAAUAGGUGAUUGGCCAGUGUUAGGCUUAGCCCUCAGUUAAAUUAGCUCAGAUGCUCAAAGAGACAAAGUUACCUUGCUGUGUCGGAAAGUGUGUGCUUGUGUGAGAAUCUCAGUGUAAUAUCACCAGGACUAAUGGGAAACUCGCAGAGCACCACUGUGGAUGAUCUACAGGCUGUGGAGCUCCACCACUGGUAUAAGAAGUUUAUGACUGAAUGCCCAUCAGGCCAACUGACUUUGCAUGAGUUCAAGCAGUUCUUCGGCCUUAGGGGAUUGAGCCUGGAAGCCAAUGCCUACAUUGAACAGAUGUUUAAGACUUUCGAUAUGAAUAAGGAUGGUUACAUUGAUUUCUUGGAGUACGUGGCUGCCCUUAGCUUGGUCCUCCGAGGCAAGAUGGAACAGAAACUACGCUGGUACUUUAAGCUCUAUGAUGUGGAUGGUAAUGGAUGCAUUGAUAGGCAUGAAUUGCUGAACAUCAUUAAGGCUAUGCGUGCCAUUAAUGGCACUCACCAGGAUCAGUCAGCAGAGGACUUCACAAACCGAGUCUUUGACAAAAUUGACAUCAAUGGAGAUGGGGAACUUUCCCUUCCAGAGUUUGUAGAAGGAGCCAAGAAAGAUAACGAGUUUUGUGAGGUGAUGAUGAAAAGUCUUGAUCUCAGUCACAUUGUGGCAAUGAUUCAUAAUCGAAGGCACAGUGUGUGAAGUGGAGGAGACAGACAGGACAUCAGGCAUCAGCAAAUCAGCGCAUCAGCUGAGAACCUAGUUUCUACUCAAAUACUGUUACCUGGGAGCUAAAAGAAUAAAAAAGACUCUCAAAAUGUCACACAAUUAUACCUGAAGCUUUCUCUUACAUAUAUACAGUAAUUGGGCAGAAUAAAAAGGUACUGACUCCAGCACUGAUGAAUCAAUUAAUCUUUAAACAUGAAAAUCAUGCUGUUAAACUAACAUGUCAAAGAAAGUUCUGUGUACAACAUGCUUUCUCAAACAAAACUAAAGAACAAAUCCCAUAGGGUGACCUAGUCUGCAGCCAUUCGCAGUGUGACUGCUAAAAUUAUUGCUACUAUUCUUGACCUCCUGUAAUAAGAUGGAAUGAGAGGUGAUGUUAGGUUUGCUACUCAGUGACCUUCGUUGUCAUUUAUAAUGCUCCGACUGUACAGUGAAUGGUAGCAGCCACCCCCUGGAUAUAUUCAUCGUAAUGGUUAAUUUGACAACACAGCAACAUCACUUCUAAAAUCAGACGUUCCAUUUUGAAGACCGUGAAAAAUGUUUACAACAAGUAGCUCACUCAAAUUCACACAGUACUGCGUAUGGCUCAUUUCUGUGAACUGAAGAAACUGAUAAAUAAUAAAAACAAAAAAUGUUGGAGUCGUUCAGCAGAUCAGGCAGCAUUGUGGAAAGAAAAUAAUAUUUCAGGUUGAAAAAUAAUCAUAUUUUGUAGUUGGAAUAUUUUUAUUUCAUUCUGAUGAAGCAGAUGAAUUUACUAACAUUUAACAUAUGGAUGUGGGAAUUGAUUCACUGUCAUAUACAGCUUUGUCUUCAUCUGUGCAUAUUGUUUAGCCUUGAAUGUGAAGUAGUCUUCACUCUGCUUCAUUACUGCACCAUGUGCUUCAGGCCAUAGUUUAAUGAAGUCAAGAUUUUAAAACUUACAGAUAUUCUCUUUUCUUUGUGACUAAAAUACUGGAAAUCAUAGAGUUUUACAUGGCCACCACAUUUCACAAAAUGAUCAAAGCCAUGUUUCAACUCUCAUAGAACUCUACGAAUUAAAUUAAUUACUAGCAUCACUUGAUGACUGAUGUAUUCUGUUAAUGUGGAAACGUCCAAGUUAAUGUGCCUUUUUAGCAUUUUAAGGAGAAGUAUUUGUAAGAUGUUAUGUUGAGCAGUUCUGCAUACUGAUGUAAAUAAAAAAAUGUUUUCGAGGAAAUCAUUGUUACAAUCAAUGGGUAGAAUCACAGAGGAAGUUGCCAGUGAGA